UCUGGUUGCCUCAGGGUGUGUACUCGCCGAGAAGGAGAAGGAAGUACACGGGCAGACAGAGAACCCGGCCUUGAUGCGUCCAGUAUAUAAACUCCGGCAUCACCCAAGUCCAUCAGGUCUCGUACACUGUUUGCAGACUAGCUCUCUCAUCUCACAUCAUGAAGGUCUUGAUUGCUUUGUGCGCCGUAGUGGCUUGCGCCGUGGCUGGUGCUGUGCCGGUCUACCCCUACGCCGCUGCCGGAGUCUACCCAUACACGGCUGGAGUCUAUCCCUACUCGGCCUACCCCUACUCUGCCUACCCUUACUCGGCCUACUCGCACGGAGCCUACCCCUAUGCCGCCCCCUGGGCCUACAAGUCCUACGCUCUUCCCGUCGUCACCCCAUCCGGAUACUUGGCUGACACCCCCGAGGUGGCCGCCGCCAAGGUAGCCCACUUCGCCGAGCACGCCGCCGCCCACGCCCGUGGCAAGAGGUCGGUCACCCCCGUCAUCACCCCUGCCGCCACCACCCCCCUGCUCGCCGCCACCGCUCCCGUCCUCUCCUACGCUGCCGCCCCCGCCGUCUACCCCUACUCCGCCUACGCCGCUCACUACGCUCCAUCCAUCUACAGCGCCGCCCCCGCCGUCUAUGGCGCUCACCUCGCCGCCCCCGCUGUCUACUCGGCCCCCGUCGUGCCUGCCGUCGCACCCGCCGUCCGCGCCGCUACCCUCACCACCAUCGUCAACACCCCCGGACACGCCGUCUCCUACAGAGUCGACUAGAUCUGCACUCAACAGAAUAGCCAGAGCCGAUGAGACCCCGGUUGGGCAUUUCACAACACUAGUCCACAACACUAUUCCAUAACAACUAUAAUGCAAUUCAUUGCAUGAGGUUUUCAAAAUUGCUCAAUAUUAAAUUCAAUAGAAACCGUAUAGAGAAUAAAUUCUAGUAACAAAUUAUUUCAACUACAAA
Molecule: messenger RNA, 951 nt
Organism: Nilaparvata lugens (brown planthopper)
Lineage: Eukaryota; Metazoa; Arthropoda; Insecta; Hemiptera; Delphacidae
Product: cuticle protein 16.5
Exons: 2
Coding region: 159-761 (200 amino acids)
Source: RefSeq, a predicted model, not a curated record